GAACGAUAAUAGAUCAAGUGGUUGCUCCGAGUGUCGGGAGAAAACGCCCAUCGUAAAGAUGGGUCCAAUUCCAUGGUUGAUUAGAAACGGGAUUCUCUAACCUGACUAAUACGAGACUUUAUGACAUUUUUGGGUUUGGGAGUGAAACCUCAGUCAGGAGGGUAGAAUGUUAUCUUUCUGGUUUCUUUAUGGGUAGAUUUGGGUGUUUAUGCCAUUUUGUUCUAUGUUAUAACCAAUUGCUUUGGGAAAUAAAUAAUAUAUUUUCUAUAUUUAUGCUGUCUUAAUAAGCCUCAUGACAUGUUACAUACAGACAGGGCACCGUUGGCAACAGGUAAGAGUUCCCAGUUUGUGUAGUUUAGGGAAUAAGGAGGGGUGAAACAGUGGUAGCAGCGGUAAAGGCUUUUUUAUAUAUUUUUUAUAAGCUGUAGGUAUGCUCCGAAGGGACGGGUGACCAGUUAGAAAUAGGGGCUCUCUUCCUUUUUUUUGGGUAGGAAAAGGGGUUAUUAAUCAUGUCACAGGCAACUCAGGGUCCUUUCUGCUGAUUCGACAGAGAGAAGCUGUCCCUUAGACUUCCUCUCCCAUGCCAAGUCAGUUUCGAUUUCUUGAGGUUACGGAAUAAAGGUGUUUUAAAAAAACGUGAGGAGGAAAAGUUUAGUUUUCGACAUAUUAAAGUGUUUCGCAGUUCGCACAUAUUCGCGGUGUGUAUAUGAAUUCGGUUCACGGUCAUAUGAAGACGUAAGUGUAUUUUCGAGUUUUUUUUUCUUUCUUAUUUUUUUUCUUUUUAUAUUUUGUGUAUUUUUUUACCCUUUUGUUCUUGUUCAUGUUCCUUGUAUUUGUGUGUGGCGAACUUACCUGAGUGGAAUUUUUGCUGCGAGUCACGCCAGAGAGAGAGAGAGAGAGAGAGAGAGAGAGAGAGAGAGAGAGAGAGAGAGAGAGAAGGAACUGGGGACGAGGCAAUUGCCGAGGCGAAUUGGUUGGCAAACGUCUUGCAUUCUUUUUCCUUUCCUAUCCCCUCCUUAUUAUUUUUUUUUAUUGUCAUUUUCGUGGGGUUGAUUUUGUGAUUGGGGACGGGACGCGCUUACCUUAUGUUAUCCAUUAUUGGGGGAAAAUUUGUGUUAUUUUUCUUGAUUGGGUUUAGUGUAUAUAAAUACAUUGAUGUUAUUGAGAUCAGGGAAGCAUAUUAAAAAAAAACAGCCUUGGGAAACAGGAUAAAAUGGCGGAUGCUAAACCUACGACAUCACGUGACAAACAUUAGUGCUGGGGUCAGCCCAUUCAAAGUGAUUGUAGAUGGCAUACUGUCGCAGCCUAUAAAUAUCUUCAUAGAAGGAGUUAAUAACUAUUUGGCGGGAAAGAAUAUAGUAGACGAUGUAGAGGCAUUUAGAGAGGCGAAAGCUUUGCUAGAUUUCAAUAAGGGAGAUCUCAGUCAUAGGUCAAGGAGUUUCCAAUUUACAAAAUGUCUCACCUGGACAGACUUGCAAGCAUUUUUGAAAACAGCAUAUGGCUCAAAGGAACACGGCAGAUUGGGUAGGAAAAUUGAAAACAUCUAAAUGGGUAACAGGGGAUAAUCUCCCUCUAAAUAAUGUUCAUAAACUGAUCUAUUUUUCCCUGCUCUUACACGAGGUACCUGAUGCAAUAGUGAAUAGCUUUGAUGAAAAGGUUGAGCCUACCUCAGACGAAGAAUUACUUUAUACCCAAAUAGAUAAACACAGGUCUAAAUGUCCCACCGUAGAUAGCACAAUUUUUAACGGGACAGGCCCGAGGGAUAGAGUACAGAGAGACACGGAACUUUCUCCUCAUCGUCUGUGCGCAAAAGUUGAGUAUAACAAAAGAUCGAUCGAUCAAAAGCAACAGCAGUUGUGUUUUUCAACUGCAAUAAACCAGGACAUCCAAAGAAAUUGUGUAGGGUUAAAUAUUGUGGAAUGUGUAAAAGUACUGAUCAUUAUUGGCAGUCUUGUCCGUCUCGGAUACGGAGAGAUGCGAGGCCUACACCUCAAGGUUCUGGUAAUUAUAAUGUGAGAACUUCCCAGGCAGGUCAAAUCAGAGGGCAAAGGGAUCGGCGAAAUUUUUGGAAGCCCGAUCAACAAAAAGGGUGCAGGUGAUUGGUAAAUGCCAUUGUAGUCUCGUGGGGGACGCCCCAGAGCCCAAGCCUAUAGUCUAUGGAACAGUAGGGGAUGUGGAUAUCCCGGUUUUUUUAGACACAGGGGCAUCAAUAAAUCUAAUGGACUAUAAUUUGUAUCAAUCCAUGUUCUCCAAUUACCCUUUGCAGACUUCAACGGAGACGGUGUGUGAUGUGCAAGCCCAUAGAUUAAACACCCUGGGUUGUGUUCAAAUACAGUUUACUCUCGGUGGCAGAGUGUUAACAGAACCUUUUUUGGUAAUAAAAGGAAUUGCGUUAGGUAAUAAAAUCUUCUUGGGUCAUCCUGCGUGUAGAAGACACAAGAUUUCAAUCCAUGCGGGUGCUAAUGGAAUAACAGUCGGAAAGAUGGGUUAUUUCAUACCAUAUGAGGACGUGAAUAGAAUGGAAGACAUGGAGGUUAUUGAAAGAGGAGAGGUUCUCGGUGGUAUUAAUGGCGGUGAUACGAGUGUUAUGGAGAAAGGUAAUGUUAAAACACACGUUGGUGAUAUGGGAGAUGAUUACGGGGGUUCUAUCAGAGUUCACAGUGGUAACAAUGAUAACAAUGGUGGUGAUGAUACUAAUAUGGAUGUUAUUUCUGAUACUAACAAUGCUGGGGAUGAUACUGAGGGUGAUAAUUUGUAUGGGGCGGUGGCAAGGGGAGAUACUAACCACAAAUAUAGAGGUGUUUUAUUUGAAGAUAUUAUGUUACUACCAGGUUCAAAGAUUAUGGUAAAAGUUAAAUUGAAGGAAAUGAGAAAACCCAUAGAUGUGUGUGUUAUUGAAAACAGCGAAAAGCUCAGAGUUGUUGUUAGCACGGCAUCGGUGAACAGUGUAUCCAAGGAUGGGGUUACGUGGGUGGCGUUGUUAAACUGUAAUGAUACAGCUAGGAGAUACCAGAAAAACACAUAUAUAUUGGAUUUCCAAAAUUGGAAUUGUGAUAGUGGUUCUGUGGCUAUCGUAGAGGGAAAACCUGAGUUUUCGGAGGCAGAAAUAAAAUCAAGGAAACGAACAUUCAGAGAACAUUUAGCUAAUGCAGAUUAUAGUGAACACGUUGAAGCGAUAAGCGGGCUCUUGGCAGAAUUUGGGGAUAUGGUAGCCUUGCAAGGUGAUAAAUUGGGGUUGACUAAUGUGUUAAGAGUAACACAAAAUCUAUUUAUAUUCCUGCAUAUCGCAUACCUUUCAAAAUCAGAGAACAGGUAGAGAAAGAGGUUAAUAGAUGGGAAGAAGGAGGAAUCAGUAGACCCAGCGUGUCUCCUUACAACUUUCCCUUGUUAGUGGUACCUAAGAAAGACGGUUCGGUCCGUGUAUGCGUCGAUUUUAGACGUUUAAAUGAGAAAACGAUCCCUGACCGCUACCCAGUUGCGUGCAUACCAGAUCUUUUUGUUGAAAUUGGGGGACAUAAUAUUUAUAGCUCAACUGAUUUGGCGCAAGGUUUCUUACAGGUCCCUCUCAGCGAGAGUAGCAAGGAAUAUACCGCCUUUUCAGUGCCCAAGGGACACUAUGAAUUUACGUGAAUGCCUUUCGGUUUAUCGGGCAGUCCGAUGACUUUUACCAGGUUGGUGAACACAGUUUUGCACGGGUUAUUGGGCAAAAAUGUUUUUGUGUAUAUGGAUGACAUCCUGAUCACAACGGACAUGAUCGCGCAACACUUGGAAGUGCUUACAGAAGUACUUAGGAGGCUUAGAUUAGCGGGGUUGAAAAUCAAGCUAGCCAAGUGCUCGUUCUUGAAAAAGCAGAUCACAUAUCUAGGUCACGUCAUAUCUAAGGAAGGGGUUAGAGUAAACGACGAUAAAGUCAAAGCAAUAGCAAAUUUUUGCACCCCCAGAUCAAAGAAAGAGAUUAAGUCAUUCCUGGGUAUUGCCGGUUUCUUUAGGAGGUUUGUAAAAGGGUUUUCUAACAUAGCAGCUCCCCUAACUGAUGUGUUGCGGGAAGACGUUCAAUUUCAAUGGAAUGAACCCCAGGCGGAGAGUUUUCUAAAGCUCAAAUACGCGCUAAUGAAUCCCCCGGUUUUGAAGUUUCCAGAUUUUAAGGAACCUUUUACAUUAGUGACUGAUGCAAGCCAGGAAGGUAUAGGUGCUUGCCUUAUGCAAAAGUUUGAUGGGAAAUUUCAUCCUAUAGCUUUUUAUAGCAGGAAGUUCAGGACAAAACAAAAGGCAGCAACGAGAAGUCCAUGGCCACCAUAGAUAAGGAAGCCUUUGCAAUAGUGUUGAGCUUAGUUCAUUUUAAAAUGUUACUGAUGGGGAAUAAAGUAGAAGUU
This is a messenger RNA of Macrobrachium nipponense, 4373 nucleotides long. RefSeq lists its product as uncharacterized. NCBI's taxonomy places the organism in Eukaryota, Metazoa, Arthropoda, Malacostraca, Decapoda, Palaemonidae. The record is from RefSeq and is a predicted model, not a curated record. The transcript is spliced from 2 exons. Bases 2219 to 3316 code for a protein of 365 amino acids.